Messenger RNA from Besnoitia besnoiti, 1938 nucleotides. RefSeq names its product rhoptry kinase family protein ROP35. Gene Ontology annotation, molecular function: ATP binding; protein serine/threonine kinase activity. Bases 1 to 1938 code for a protein of 645 amino acids. Lineage: Eukaryota; Apicomplexa; Conoidasida; Eucoccidiorida; Sarcocystidae. Gene Ontology annotation, biological process: protein phosphorylation. Gene Ontology annotation, cellular component: cytoplasm. The record is from RefSeq and is a predicted model, not a curated record. The transcript is spliced from 3 exons.
AUGGAGCACAUGGGCCGGCGUCCGCGGUGGCGAUGGGCAGUCAGGGCCGCAGCAUUCUUUGGCGCCCUGUAUGCUGUCGGAAGGGGGGUCUCCGUGGCGACAGACACCCGGGCGGAUUCGUCUUCGCUGCGACCGUCGUCCUCCUCUGCCGCCUCCUCCCCCGUUCCUGGCGCUCCUCCUCUGCGUGCGCCUUCACAGGUCGUCAGGCUUUCUAGUCUUGCCUCUCCCUCGAAACUCCACCCUCGUUCUUCCACAGACUCCGGUGUGUCGAGCCCUGAUCCCUCGCCGAGCCCCGAGCACCCCGUGGACCCCAGUCCGUCAGGCGCUUCGCCAGAGGCGGAGGACCCCACAGCCUCCCGGUCGCGUGACAGUCACCCAGAAGCAGCCGCGCUUCUUGAUUAUGCGUUGUCUGUCCUUUCGUCUAGCCCGUCGGUUGAUCACUCUCAAGAAGAGUUGCUUGGCAACGAUGGCGGGGGGGUCUCCUCAGGUGCCUCUCCGUCUUUCGGCCGACCGAUCGAUUCGUCCGAGAGCGAUCUUUGGGCCGCAGUUGGCGACUUCGUCGAUGAACUGCAAAGCGUGACGGAGUCAACUUUUGCGUCGGCAGUCGCGGGGCUGGGCUGGAUGAACCCGGAAGACGAAGAGGACAUGGAAACGAGAGAGGACAAGGGCGAGGCGGAGGGAGACGAGAGCAAAGCGCUUGUCGCGACUGCAGACUCCCCCCUGUUGGCGUCACCAGGAGCGGAGCGGGCCAUCAGGGAGCAGCGUUCAGGAGCUCUCCAGAGGCGGCUGGGCGAGGGUGAAGAGGCCAUGACAGGCCCUCGGAAUGACUUCCAGGCGGUCGAGCUCCGUGUGGGACACGGAGACGGAGGCCUCAGUCGACGGGCACCUGUGCCAAGGUGGGUGAACAUCCUUGCACUGACGAUUGGGCUCGCAGCGUCGGCCUUCGGCUACAGCGCAUACAAACACGGCGGCGCGUGGGCAGCUAUCCGAAUUCAUCGGCUGCAGUUCAAAAAGAAGUUGCCGUGGUCUUGGAAGCGAUUUCUAGACAAGUUACCGGUUCUGGAGGAGUCGAAGUUUGAGGAGUUUGAAGACAUUGUUCCAUGGCUGAAGCGCGGUGUGCGAAUCGUCAAGCGCGUGCCGCAGGUGUCCGAGCAGUUGGCGGAUUUUUUGAAGCUCGACGAAGACGUGCGGAAGACUGGCAUCGUGAUCAAAGUGAAGGCCACAAAGGGCGUGCAGGCGCGCCGUCUGGCGUACGAAAUUAAUGCGCACCUGAAUAUGGUACCCAAGAAUCCGUUUAUUUUGCCGCUCCUCGGAGCGUUCAAGGGAGCGAGCAGGCGCGCCGUGUACCUGAUUCUUCCGCGGGCGCGGUGUGACGUCGCAGACUACCUCAAGGCGCGUCCGUACGAUGUGGAUUUGCGCCUUGCGGCGGCCGAGAUGACCUAUGCUCUCAACGUGCUCCACGAGCACGGCUUCUUGCACCGAGACAUCAAAGCGCACAACUACUUCGUGGGGUUCGAUAAUCACGUCCUCCUCGCCGACUUCGAAGGCGUAGGCGUCCUGCAGCAACGCGCCGCCGUCGUCGGGACGUACGGCUACUUUGCGCCGGAGCUGAGUUCCCCGACAGACCACACUGAACGCACAGACAUCUACGCGCUCGGCCAGACCUUCAGACGCAUGCUGCGGUAUCUAGGCCCUGGCAUAAAAGUGCCCAAGGUGCGCGAGUUCUGGUCGCUCGCGAAGCGAAUGAUUGCUGACGACCCCAUGGAGCGACCGACGAUGAAGGAAAUCAUGAACGACCGGUACUUCGCGGGCAUCGACUUCGGAAGACUCGAACUGAAGGACCAAGGCGUCCCCUUCAGAGGCAACUACACAGUCAACGAGGCAGCCGCCUCGGGCCGAAUCGCUCCGGCCCCGCUUUCGCGAAAUCAGAACCAAUGA